CCCUUCACACGCAUGCGCGCUCCUUCUAUUGCAUUGGAGGCUCAUUUGAAAACAUUAGCCGUGACUAGCAAUGUUUGUUUUGGUUAGCAAGCAAUUCGACUAAAGUGAACAUAGGUUUCUGGAUAACACAGUGAUAUAAACCCAUCAUUAUACUCGAGGAACGACAGUCAACAUUCAUGGAGGACCACAGCGUGGAUGACGACAACUCCAGCAUCCGGUCAUCCUCUCCUGUCAUGGACCGUAACCCCUCACCACCCCCGGACAGAGAGGGGGAUCAGGGCGGGGAAGAGGUGGAUGCUAUAGGGGAGACAGUUUAUAGCAAACACUGGCUGUUCAGCACCUUUACCCGUCUGAUUCAGAUUGUGUCGGAGCAGAACAUGGGAGACUCUGAUGCCCAGAUGCAGCUACCAGAGGAAGAUGAGGAUGAGCUGUGUAAGAUCUGGGAUAUGGCCAUGGAUAAGGAUGUGGCUGGUUUCUUACAGGAGUUCAAAGCUGCAGAUAUCCUCCUGGGAGUGAUCACUAAGUCUCGAUGCCCUCGUCUCACUGAGAUAUGUGUGGGGAUCCUGGGUAACAUAGCCUGCUUCCCUGACACUUGUCUGACCCUCAGCCAGAACAACGACCUAGGGGUGGUGCUGUUGCUCCUUCUUGGAGACACUGAUCCCCCUACACUGCUGGAGACAAGCAGACUUCUGCUGACCUGUGUGUCCCAGAGCGAUGUGUCUUCUCUGUGGCUAGAGAGAGUACGACAGCAGACCUCUGUGUGUUCCAGCCUCUGCUUCAUCAUGUGCAGCUCCACCAACAUGGACCUGCUGGUGAAGGUGGGGGAGCUGGUUGACAAGCUGUUUGACUUGGAUGAAGAGUUGAUGAAGAGCUGGGUCACAGCUGGAUCUCAGCCCAGUGACGAAGACGAGGAAGAAGAGGAGGAGGGGGAGAGACGUCUGGACGUGGCCUCCUCGCUCCUCGAGGCUGCCAAACAGCUAAGGUCAGAGAGUCCAGAGGGUUUAGAGGUGUACCUGCAUGCCCUCCAGCUCCUCACCACUAUCCAUCAUGGGAUUCAGACAUUGGCUGUUGCAGGUGGGACGGGCCAGGCUCUAUGGACCUUCCUGUGUGAGGUAGUGUGUGAGGACCUGUGUCAGCCAGACGACCCUCCGUUUGUUCUUCAGGAACAGAAGGGGUUACUGGUCCAUGCUCUGGCUGUCCUGUCAGUCCUGUAUGCGUGUCAGGACCAGGAAGCAGAGCACAGUGAAGCAGACACGCUUUUGCCUCUAGUUGGGAGCAUGUUGAGGGUGCUGCAGUACCAUAGAGAGGUCAGUUCAGGACACGGACAGAAGGAGAAGAAGGAUGGACAGGAGGAGGAGGAGAAGGUGGAUGAGCAGCUCCAGGCUCUGAUCCAGACAACGGUCGAGUUCCUCUCUGACGUCAUCACUGACCUCACCAAGGAUGCGGUGUCCGAGUUGGUGACGAGAGGUUACCUAACAGAAAAGACGUGUCUCUCAGCAGUAGGCUCUAUGCUCCCCCAGUUCAGCCCUGCAGUACAACACCUGGUCUUCAUGUUGUCAUAACCAAGCCUCUGUAGAGGUACAACACCUGGUCUUCAUGUUGUCAUAACCAAGCCUCUGUAGAGGUACAACACCUGGUCUUCAUGUUGUCAUAACUAACCCUCUGUAGAGGUACAACACCUGGUCUUCAUGUUGUCAUAACCAAGCCUACGUCACCUGUAGAGGUACAACACCUGGUCUUCAUGUUGUCAUAACUAACCCUCUGUAGAGGUACAACACCUGGUCUUCAUGUUGUCAUAACUAACCCUCUGUAGAGGUACAACACCUGGUCUUCAUGUUGUCAUAACCAAGCCUCUGUAGAGGUACAACACCUGGUCUUCAUGUUGUCAUAACUAACCCUCUGUAGAGGUACAACACCUGGUCUUCAUGUUGUCAUAACUAACCCUCUGUAGAGGUACAACACCUGGUCUUCAUGUUGUCAUAACUAACCCUCUGUAGAGGUACAACACCUGGUCUUCAUGUUGUCAUAACCAAGCCUCUGUAGAGGUACAACACCUGGUCUUCAUGUUGUCAUAACCAAGCCUCUGUAGAGGUACAACACCUGGUCUUCAUGUUGUCAUAACUAACCCUCUGUAGAGGUACAACACCUGGUCUUCAUGUUGUCAUAACCAAGCCUACGUCACCUGUAGAGGUACAACACCUGGUCUUCAUGUUGUCAUAACUAACCCUCUGUAGAGGUACAACACCUGGUCUUCAUGUUGUCAUAACUAACCCUCUGUAGAGGUACAACACCUGGUCUUCAUGUUGUCAUAACCAAGCCUCUGUAGAGGUACAACACCUGGUCUUCAUGUUGUCAUAACUAACCCUCUGUAGAGGUACAACACCUGGUCUUCAUGUUGUCAUAACUAACCCUCUGUAGAGGUACAACACCUGGUCUUCAUGUUGUCAUAACUAACCCUCUGUAGAGGUACAACACCUGGUCUUCAUGUUGUCAUAACCAAGCCUCUGUAGAGGUACAACACCUGGUCUUCAUGUUGUCAUAACCAAGCCUCUGUAGAGGUACAACACCUGGUCUUCAUGUUGUCAUAACUAACCCUCUGUAGAGGUACAACACCUGGUCUUCAUAUUGUCAUAACUAACCCUCUGUAGAGGUACAACACCUGGUCUUCAUGUUGUCAUAACUAACCCUCUGUAGAGGUACAACACCUGGUCUUCAUGUUGUCAUAACCAAGCCUCUGUAGAGGUACAACACCUGGUCUUCAUGUUGUCAUAACCAAGCCUACAUCACCU
Oncorhynchus kisutch (coho salmon) is the source of this 2789-nucleotide messenger RNA. It is a transcript of the gene saal1, whose product is annotated as serum amyloid A-like 1. The coding region runs from base 177 to 1562 and encodes 461 amino acids. The record is from RefSeq and is a predicted model, not a curated record. Gene Ontology annotation, biological process: positive regulation of synoviocyte proliferation. Gene Ontology annotation, cellular component: nucleoplasm. NCBI's taxonomy places the organism in Eukaryota, Metazoa, Chordata, Actinopteri, Salmoniformes, Salmonidae. The transcript is spliced from 13 exons.